AUUCGCUUCUUCCUCUGCUCGACUGGUUCACUUCUCUUUCUCUUCUCUCUCUACUUAUACGAGAAGAGAAGAGAAAAAGCCAGCAGAAUUCUUAGAUCUUUCUCUUUGAGAUUUCCGUUUGCGUGAAAUACACAGAUAUCGUUGCUGUCGAAUUCGACACGCGUGCAAAAACAUGCUGAAAGCGGUGCUGAAGCUGGACUUGCAUGAUGACAAGGAGAAGAAGAAGGCCAUGAAGAUAGCCUCUGGAUUUGCAGGGGUCGAGUCGAUCGCCAUGGACAUGAAGGACAAGAAGCUGACGGUGGCCGGAGGUAUGGAUCCGGUGGAGCUCGCGGAGAAGCUGAGGAAGCAGUUUCCCACGGAGAUAGUCUCGGUCGGACCGGCCAAAGAGGAGAAGAAGGACGACAAGAAGAAAGACGGUCCGGACAAGAAGAAGGAAGAUAACAAGGGCAACAAGAACGAGCAGCCGAAAGCCGCGAAGCCCGAUCCGCCCACAGUCUACCCGUUUCCAUACGGGUUUUAUAGACCUCCUCCUCCACUACCCUCGCCCUACUACGGGUAUUAUCAACCUCCUCCCCCACCACCCACGUACUACUAUGGAGGCUACGUAAGUGUAGAAGAGGAUCCAAAUGCCUGCGUCAUCUGCUGAUUCGACGUUUCGCUCAGAUCUUUUGCAUGGAAUAAGUAGAUUUGGCAGAAGAGAAGAUCUUGAAACCUGGGUCAAGUGUCCGAUAACUAAUCUUUUACCGCUUCAGCUGAAAAUUACUACGGCUUAGAGUUCUUGUGUGUGCAUAAGUAUAUCAAAAUUCUGGGGUUGGUUGUUCUCUGAUGUUAAACUGAGGAUUUUGAGUGUACUCUGAUUUGCCUCCUGAGGAAUACGCUUUUCUCGA
Molecule: messenger RNA, 887 nt
Organism: Syzygium oleosum
Lineage: Eukaryota; Viridiplantae; Streptophyta; Magnoliopsida; Myrtales; Myrtaceae
Product: heavy metal-associated isoprenylated plant protein 39-like
Exons: 3
Coding region: 173-646 (157 amino acids)
Molecular function (GO): metal ion binding
Source: RefSeq, a predicted model, not a curated record